Messenger RNA from Tribolium madens (black flour beetle), 2181 nucleotides. RefSeq names its product transmembrane protein 87A. The coding region runs from base 105 to 1610 and encodes 501 amino acids. Gene Ontology annotation, biological process: retrograde transport, endosome to Golgi. The record is from RefSeq and is a predicted model, not a curated record. Gene Ontology annotation, cellular component: membrane; Golgi apparatus. The transcript has 4 exons. Lineage: Eukaryota; Metazoa; Arthropoda; Insecta; Coleoptera; Tenebrionidae.
UGUAGAAAAUUAUUGUUUUAGUGAUUUUUGUGUCAAGGUUGUUAGUGUUGGCGACACUAUUGUAGAUUUACUACAUUCUGCAGGUUAUCCUGCGGAAAAUUGCAAUGUUCAAGAAAUGGUUUUCCGUGGCAUGCAUUCUAAUAUGCACUUCUUUGAUCACCUGUCUCCCGGAUGAAGGCAAAUGGGACUCUAACCUGACCGUGGACGACAAUGGUUUAAUCCUCACCAAAAGUUUAUACAAAGGAGCUCAAGUCUUUAUCAAAAUCAAUUGUGACACUCAUAUCCACGAGCUUGAAAUCAACAUAAAAGUGGUAAUAGUGUCGUCGCCAUGCUGGGACUACUCUAACACGAUAAACGAGGCGACUGAAUUGAUAAAAUCCCCAACACCUGGGGCCAACGCCACAUCCAUGUACCGCUUCACACGAGCGUACACUUGCCCUGACCAUGUCGUCAUCGAUAAUGCCCCCCUCACCAAAGACCAAUCUCGGCCUCCCAUCUACGAAAUCCCCCAUGACGGCGUCUACGUCCUCGUGUUCCAAAUAAGCGCCCCCUUGAACACCUCAGAUCUAACCGUGGGCGUCCACGUCGAAAUGAAAAGCGAUUACGGAUACCUCUCAGCCUCCGAUUGGCCCCUUUUGCCCUUCUACGGCUUCAUGUGCAUUUUCUACGUAAUUUUGGGCAUAAUCUGGCUCAUUCUCUCAUUCCUCCAAUGGCGCGACUUGCUCAGAGUCCAGUUCUGGAUCGGGGGCGUUAUCUUAUUGGGAAUGUUGGAAAAAGCGACUUUUUACGCUGAAUACCAAAGUAUUAAUAAUACGGGAAUGCGGGUUCAGGGGGCCAUGCUGUUUGCCGAGUGGGUCUCUUGUGCCAAACGUACGUUGGCCAGGAUGUUGGUCGUGAUUGUGAGUCUAGGUUUCGGGAUUGUUAAACCUAGACUAGGCUCGACCUUGCAUAGGGUUGUCGGUGUAGGCUUCUUGUAUUUUUUCCUUGCUGCCUCUGAGGCCUAUUUGCGGAUUAUGCGGCCGAAAAACGACCAAAGUCGCGACUUGUUGGUCGCUUCGGUGCCACUUGCAGUCCUCGACUCAGCAAUUUGUUGGUGGAUCUUCAGCGCUUUGGUCAACACCACUCGAACUCUUCGCUUAAGACGCAACGAAAUCAAACUAAGUCUCUAUCGCCAUUUCACUAACACUUUAAUCUUCGCUGUUAUCGCCUCCAUCUGUUUCAUGUUGUAUUCGAUCAAAACUCAUCGAAUCGUUCAGUGUUUGGUCGUGUGGAAAAAUCUCUGGCUAGAGGAGGCUUUUUGGCACAUUUUGUUCUCGGCUUUGCUACUAGUGAUUAUGAUUUUGUGGAGACCCACGAAUAACAAUCAAAGGUACGCGUUUGUGCCCCUUUUGGACACAGGCGAGGACGAGGAGGAGGAGCAAUUAGUCAAUGACGCGUAUGGAGUCAAAGUCAGGAUACACCACCCCAAGGGGGCGUCACCGAGGAGUAAUUCGGUCGAUGACGAUUUGAAAUGGCUGGAGGAAAACAUUAAGAGUGAUCCAGCACUGCCGAUUUUAGAUUCAGACGAAGAACUAGUCAGCACGAGGUUUGAAGUCUCAAAGAUGCAGUAAAUGUGCCACGAGGGUGAAAGGGUGCGUGAGGGGUGACUGUGUUAUAGGUCGGUCUUAAAUUCAAUUGAAGUGAUUGCAGGACGAAUUAAAAAUUGAACAAAAAAUUAUCUGAAUAGUAAAACCAACGUCCAUAAAAAUAUUGUUUGAAAUAUUAUUCAACCUUGAAACACUUUAAGUUAUUUAUGAGCUGUUUACUUUAGCAAAAGUAAUGAUUGUCCCACCAAAUCUAUUGGUGUUUUUCAUAUAAAACACAAUUUCUCAAUAACAUUACGAAAUGAGAAAAUGUAUUUUUCUUUUAUGUCUUGAAGUCAUUUCAGUUUGAUUUCCUAGUGAGGACCGGUCUAUUUAUUACUAAUCUAAUUGGCAAACACGUUUCAAAGAGUCUUCAGUAUUAGCAUAGUUAUUUUUUGUUAUGUAUUAUGUGACAUAACACAUUGACUGGAUUUUAUAAAACUUUAGUGUUUUAUAUUAAGUCUGUACAUACUUAGCACAUGAAUGUUAUUUGUUUGUAUUGUAUAUAAUUUGUUGCUAUAAAAUGGCUUUUCUGACUUAAUAAACAAAUUUAUGCUAA